Molecule: messenger RNA, 8156 nt
Organism: Haplochromis burtoni (Burton's mouthbrooder)
Lineage: Eukaryota; Metazoa; Chordata; Actinopteri; Cichliformes; Cichlidae
Gene: tulp4b
Product: TUB like protein 4b
Exons: 17
Coding region: 780-6293 (1837 amino acids)
Molecular function (GO): protein binding
Source: RefSeq, a predicted model, not a curated record
CAUCAAGGUGUUGUGUCAAGAAUGUCACCUCAACUUACGUCGCAAAGAUCGGGUGCGCCUUGUGGGGUUGCCAUCAUGAAGGAUACACGCUUUUGAAGUGCAGUGUUGAAUCUAAUGUUUAUUAUAUGCUAACAGCCCGUGGACGAGCCUCAAUAUCAUAAGAUACCUAAAUGAACUGCACACAGUCACCUCCAGCGCUUGUUAAGACGAUUAUCAUGGGUGUUGACGCUUUUAUUUUGUACUAACUUGAAAACAUUGGUCUAUUUUACGUGCUACCUGCCUCAUGGCAACCCGCGUUAAAGCCACAACCCCAAAGUGCGCCAGCGGAAAAGUGCCUGGCAACACUACCGCACUGUGCGCCGACUACAUCUGGAUUAGUACGUGAUUACAGCGGUGUCAGGAUUGCACAACUCUCUGGAGCCACAUCAGGAAGACAUGGGAUGGGCUACUGGCACAGAAGCCUCAAGUCAUUUAAUGGCAAACUCUGGAGCGUAGAGCUGCUUGAUUUGGGUGAAUGUAGAGCUGGACACCAUUUGGCUGUAUGAUGCAUUUUACUUCCCCGUAGAUUUUAUUGUAAGUAUCAAGAGCAGAGCAGCCACUACCCUCCAGUGCACCAUCUGAAUGGAAAUAUGGACACCUUCAAUGGAGGAAUUUUGACUCAACAUGUCCAGGAACUAUGAGUAACCACAGCCGAGCUUCCUGUUGACCAUGACAGUGUUCAUACCAGAAUGCCCUGAGCUUCACUGAAAAGGCAGUUUUAACCUGGUCAAUCAGUAGGGAUGUUGGCCGCCGUGGAACAUGGUCCCAUCCUCUGCAGCGACUCCAACAUCCUCUGCCUCUCGUGGAAAGGCCGGGUCCCCAAGAGUGAGAAGGACAAGCCAGUGUGCCGGAGACGGUACUAUGAGGAGGGUUGGCUCGCCACAGGGAAUGGGAGAGGAGUCGUUGGGGUGACGUUUACAUCGAGUCACUGCAGGAGGGAUAGAAGUACACCUCAGAGAAUCAAUUUUAACCUGCGAGGACACAACAGCGAGGUUGUCUUGGUGCGCUGGAAUGAACCCUUCCAGAAGCUGGCAACUUGCGAUAUGGAAGGAGGCAUAUUUGUGUGGAUUCAGUAUGAAGGAAGAUGGUCUGUGGAGUUAGUGAAUGACAGAGGAGCCCAGGUGAGUGACUUCACUUGGUCCCAUGAUGGCACUCAAGCCCUCAUUGCAUACAGAGAUGGGUUUGUGUUAGUCGGCUCGGUCAGCGGUCAAAGACACUGGUCCUCUGAGAUUAAUCUGGAGAGCCAGAUCACCUGUGGCAUCUGGACCCCUGACGAUCAGCAGGUGUUGUUUGGAACAGCAGAUGGUCAGGUAAUUGUGAUGGACUGUCACGGAAGGAUGCUUGCCCAUGUUCUGUUACACGAGUCUGAUGGGAUUGUGAGCAUGUCUUGGAAUUGCCCCGAUUUCCUAGUCGAGGACAGCACGGAGAGCGACACAGACUCCGAUGACAAUAUUCUGCCUUUAGUGCGGCGAGUUAAGCCUCUGUUGACUGUCACCUUCUUAUCAGGAGAUAUCAGUUUGAUGAAUAACUAUGAUGACCUCUCUCCUAGUAUAAUUCGCUCAGGGCUUAAAGACGUCGAGGCCCAGUGGUGCUCCCAGGGAGACCUCCUGGCUGUGGCUGGCAUGGAGAGACAUGGGCUCCCUUCUGACUCAGCUUGUGCAUCCAUCAUGAGAAAUGCCCUUGUUAAGUUUUAUAAUGUCCAAGGUGAACACAUCUACACUUUGGAGACACCGGCGCAGAGGCCCAUCACCACCAUUUGUUGGGGUCACAGAGAUUCCCGUCUGUUCCUCGCAUGUGGACCAGCUCUCUAUGUGGUCCGUGUGGAGCACAGGGUGGCCAGCCUCCAACUUUUAUGCCAGCAAGGCAUUGCCAGUGCCCUGCGAGAGGAGAAAGAUGUCGGGAAACUAAACAUGCCCUCGCUUCUCUGCUCUUAUGUCACCACUGCUUUUAUCCCCACCAUCAAGCCCCCAAUUCCUGACCCCAACAACAUCCGCGACUUUGUCAGCUAUCCCACAGCAGGGAACGAAAGGCUCCACUGCACCAUGAAGCGAGCUGAGGACAGUCCUGAAGCAGGCGGACCCUGCUACACGCUGUACCUAGAAUAUUUAGGAGGACUGGUGCCUAUUCUCAAAGGAAGGCGCAUCAGUAAACUUCGGCCCGAGUUUGUUAUUAUGGAUCCAAAAACUGAUGGCAAGGCAGAGGAAGUUUGCGUCAAUCCCAUGAUCUCAUACACCGACAGCUGUAACUGCUCUGACUCCAGUGACAUUGAGCUGAGCGAUGAGUGGGUCGGGAAGAAGUCACCAAAGUUAUCUCGCGGAAACAGGUUGAACAUGGAAUCAAGAAAAUCUCCCAAACUUUCACGUGCCAAUCAAGAAGGUCAGCGAUCACCACGCCUACCAACAAAGAAGCCUCCCGUUCGGUCACCCAGCCUGACACGGCGUGAGUUUUCUAUGGAUGGAAUUACGGAGCACAAUUACCUUGCACAAGUGACAUCUAAUAUUUGGGGGACAAAAUUCAAAAUUGUGGGACUUGCUUCGUUCCUCCCCACGAAUCUUGGCGCAGUCAUCUAUAAGACCAGUUUGCUUCAUUUGCAACCGAGACAGAUGACAAUCUACCUUCCAGAAGUGCGAAAGAUUUCUCAUGACUUUAUGAGUCUGCCGGUGUUCAACCCCAAUGUGUUCAGCGAGGAUGAGGAUGACUUACCAGUGAUGGGGCCAUCUGGAGUGGCUGGAGACAAUCCUCCAUGUACAGUCAACAUUCCCAUUGCUCCCAUCCACAGCCCAGCUCAAGCCAUGUCCCCAACUCAGAGUAUUGGUCUGGUUCAGUCUCUUUUGGCCAAUCAGAAUAUUCAGCUUGAUGUUCUGACCAACCCGACCGCCACUGCUGCAGCAGCAGCUGCAGCAGCAGCAGCCUCUGUCCCUGUCACUGAUCAUGGUCAGGAUGCUGUUGCGUCACCAUAUCCCGUGCCAACUAGAUACACCAGCCCUGGUCAGAUGAUCUUCAACGGGUUGGAGAUGGGUCCUCUUCUCCCUGGCACUUUACCUCCCCCACCUCCACCUCACCAUCUCCCACCACAGCCUCAUUCACAGCGUUCUCAUUCACAGCAGCCUCGCCAGCAGCCAUCUAAACAGUCACAACAAAUACAGACACAGCAGCAGCAGAAAAUGCACCAUCAUCAACAGCAGCAAGGGCAACUGCAGCAACAGCAACACCAUCACCCGUCCCAAUCACAGCAGCAGCUGCAGCAACAGCAGCAGCUGCAGCAGCAGCAACACCAGCAGCUACAGCAGCUGCACCACCAGCAGGGGCAACAGCAGCAACAGCAACACCAUCACCCAUCCCAGUCACAGCAGCUGCAGCAGCAUCAGCAACUACAGCAGCUGCACCACCAGCAGACGCUACAUCAACAACAGCAACAUCAGCAACACCAAGUUCAGCAACAUCAACAAAUGCAACAAGCGCAACAGCAAGUGACGAACCAACAGCUUCAGCAACAGCAGAUCCAACAGCAGCAGCAGCAGAUGCAGAUGCAGCACGAGCAAAUGCAGCAGCAGCAGCAGCAGAUGCAACAGCAGCAGCAGCAAAUCCGACAACAGAUCCAAGAGAUGAGGCAGCAGCAGCAGCAGCUCCAGCAGCAGCAUCAGCAGAUCCAGCAGCAGCAUCAACAAAUGCAGAGGCAGCAUCAACAAAUGCAGCAGCAACUGAAGAUCCAAAUGUCGUUGCCCCCUCCUCCAUCUGGCUAUCCAACCAUUUCCUUGCAACAGAUUCAUCUUCUUCCCCAGAUGCCACCUCCCACCACUGAGCCAGGGCUCGACAGGGGAGACCAUGGACACACUCUGAAGCCAAGUCUGCCACGUACAUUACCUCCCUCCUUUAACGAUACAGAUGGGUCUGUAGAGAUUCAGAUGAGGAAAAUAAAUCCCCCUCCUCCGUACCCUGGGACUGUAGUGUCUGCAGCAGCAGCUUCAGCUGCUGCUCCUCCUCAAACUCUCAUCACAAACUGUGACAGCCCAAGUAUCCUGGCACCGGACCCCUGCCUGAAAAAGGAUGAAUUUUUGCUUCAUCCUGUCACCUUACAGUACCCAACACCUCUUGGGUAUGAAAGGAUCACGACCUUUGACAGCAGUGGCAAUGUGGAGGAGGUGUGUCGGCCACGAAGGCGCCUCAUUCGCAACCAGAAUGCAUACGCUGUGCACAGCAUUGGGGGCUCAGCUACCCUCAAAGUCACUUCCUCAGAGAAUAAAAAAAUUCAGCUUCCAUACAGCUCAGCAACAUUAAGUCGUCUUUCUGUCCCUCGAUACACAAUACCAAGUGGAGACCCCCCUCCUUACCCUGAUCCAGCCAAUCAGGUAACAGCUACACUUCCUCCUCCCCAGAGAAUUGAUAGCAGCCUCAUUCAUGCCACUCUACGUCGUGAACGAAGGGAUGUGGGCCUCAAAGUGCCACAGAUGAUGGACAGCUCAAGGACACUACCUACUAAAGCUAAAAUGAACAGUGCAUUAGCCCUUUCCUACCAGCAGAGGGUGCCCACUGCCUUAUACACAUGCACACAGUGCAGUAGUAACAGCAGCAGCACCAGUGUUAGUGUCAGUGGAGGUGGAACUACCAGUAGUGGUAUUGCAGGUGGAACGGUGGUGAGGCAGGACUUCCCAUCAGGGAAAGGUGCGCAUCACAGUACCAUUAUAGUGCACUCCAAAAAUGCCUCUCCAAUGGCAUCUCAGUCAUCUUACAGUCUACUGGGUGGCGUUGACAACAGUCGGGACAGAACAGUGUAUGUUAACUCUGCAUUUACUGAGGACGAGACUUUAAAUCAGCAGUGUCACCUUGAAAAAUCAGUACGUCAGCUGACUCUUGGUGAUGUCAGUUUGACAGUAAAACGCCCUCCGCCUUACCAGUGGGACACCUCCGCCACAGAAGAUUUCUGGCUCACCCCGGAUCAAACAAUGUUAGCUCCCCCACCUCAUAAACCGCCUCCCCUUAUUAUCAGUCAAGCUCAGCACCUUGAUGUGACUCGGCUUCCCUUUGUCCUCACAACUAAACCUCCAACCAGUCCGAGCACAAGCACUCUUACGUUUCCAUCAGGUUACCAGAUAUCCCUGUCACCCUUUCCUCCAGGGGUGGGUCACAGUGGACCCCCACUUCAGACUUUGCAAAACCCUCCGCAACAGUGUUCUCCAAAUGAAGUGGUCGCUCCUGUCCCUUUUGCUCAGCAGGACCCCAAUUUGGUCUUGCCACCGGGCUACCCCCCAAAUCUGGCCAACUUGGCCUGCUGUCCUCUCCCUCCUCUGUACCCAGGAGCAAGCUCAUGUGCCGGACUCCAACUGCACCCGGUCAGCCUCCACCCUUGGAACCCUUACCCCUGCCCACCGCCCAUGCAAGAUCCUCCCGCGCCUCCACUCCCGACCAAAACUCACCAGAUUUUGGAGAAGCCAAUACUGUCCCCGCCUCCUCCUACUGCACCACCUCCCCCACCUCCUCUUCCCCCUCCUCCCCCACCUACCGAGUUGCCACCAUCCAAAAGUGCCACAGAAGAUCUCGCAGAAUCUGCCAAUAACUUUCCAGAGCCAUCAUCCUUAAAUGAAAGCCCUGUCCCACAAGAGUCAGAGCGCUUCAACAAGAAGAGCCGCAAAAGGCUUGACAGCCGGGCAGAGGAGGCCAACAUGCCCACUGUGUCUGAGGGCAAAUCCAGAAAGGAAGGGCGUGCGCUGUCUGAUUUCAACACUCUCAUUGCGAGCCCGAGGCUUGGUAGCAGAGAGAAAAAGAAGCCAAAGGGGCAGAGAGAACAACUUAAUAAAACAAAGAAAAUGAACAGGACCACGAAUGAGUUUCAGGAUAGCUCAGAGAGUGAGCCAGAGCUCUUCAUUAGCGGUGACGAGCUAAUGAACCAGAACCAGAGUAGUAAGAAGAGCUGGAAGAACAAGCGCAGCAUGCGUAUGGCAAGUGAGCUGGAGGAGAUAAAGUGUCGCAAGGCAAAUGAAAGGGAGGACCGUAGUUUAGGCAGCCAAGGGUUUGUCUACGUUAUGGCCAACAAACAGCCACUGUGGAAUGAGGCCACCCAGGUGUACCAGCUUGACUUUGGAGGUCGAGUCACCCAGGAGUCAGCAAAGAAUUUUCAGAUCGAACUGGAUGGUAGACAGGUGAUGCAGUUUGGGCGGAUAGAUGGAAAUGCUUAUAUCUUGGAUUUCCAGUAUCCUUUCUCAGCCGUGCAAGCAUUUGCUGUCGCCUUGGCAAAUGUGACUCAGAGGCUGAAGUGAAAAGGUCAUUUGGUGUUGCUGUGCACUAACUCAACAGAGCUGAGUGGUCUUACCUUCCAACGUGUGGGGCUACGAUGGAGAAAAUGUCCUGUUUUACUUAGAAGAGAUUAAUAUAUGUACAAGCUAGUCUUGCACAUGGAGGCAAUUUACAAUCAGUGUGUUUAGGGCAAAGUCACUCCAGGUUGGUGUUGAUGAAAGAGAUUUAAGUGAAUCCAUAAUUUCUAGUUCAUAUAUUAAAUGUAGUCAUGUAGUCAAAGUAUUAUAAUUAUUAUGAUAUGGUAUAUAUUAGAUUAAAGAAAACAAACCUAACUAACUUAUGUUGCAGUGACUUUUAAAAGCAGUCUGGAGGUUUAGUGCCAUCUGUAGUAUCAAACACAUUAUCUCGCUAUCGAACUGCAAAUUAAUAACCUUGUCGUGUUUAUAAAGAAAUAAGCACAGCAAAUAUAUAAGUCUGAAGUGGCAUUCAAAAUUUAUAUACACGUUCACUAAGCCAUACCGUGUGUUAUAUAAAGGCUGCACUAUUUUAAAUCCGUAUUAAGAAAUAAGUAGAUAUAUUAUACAGUUUUAUUAUAUCACACUUAUAGGUAUUUAAUUACAUUUAUUUAUAAUCUCAUUUGGAAUUUUUUUCAGUUGAAUGUCUUCAACAUUAUGUUCAAUUUGCUGAACAUGCAAUAGAGGGAUAUAUAAAUUUGGUAGCUGCAACAUGAAAAGUUGAGUACAGUUUGCCAUAGUUUAUAUAUUUUCUCUUCAUGCUACUUCCAUGAAGUGCUGCAAUGAACAUAGUUAAUCGUAUUAUUUUGGCCUCUGUACAUUCAACCUAUUCAACACCUGACGGUGUGUUCAUUUUUCCACUUGUAAAUUGAAACACAUUUCGAUUGAAGAAACAUUAUUCUCUAUUUCCUUGUUGAUUUCAGAAUCAACUAUUGUGGAUACAGUUGUCAGUAAUCGUGUACAGUAAGUCUAUGGGUGCCAUAUCCAGCCAAAGGCAUUUGGCUGAAAGGAUGCCUGCUAGAAAAUUAGCAGAAAAUGAUGUCAUGUAGAUCUCAUGUCACCCAGAAUAAAUCUACACAGUAACGAUUAAGAUCUUUUCAAUCAAAUUCACUUGGUUGGCUCUGUUUUGUUUCCACUGGGUGUUUAUGAUGCUACUUGAAUUCUGCAUUUGAAUGUGAAGUACAGUAGUUUGCCUAUUUUGGAAACCAGUGCUGCUUUAGAUAGAGCUUGUGUGCAAUAAUGCUACCUACACAGAACUUAAUGUCGUACCUGCAAAAGAAAAUGUAAUGCUGCUUGCGCUGUGUAUUUAGUGACCUAACAUUAUUAUGUGCUUAGAAAAAUAUGUGUGUAUGUUGCUAAUUUGAAUAAUUUUGUAUUUCACCUUUGCUUUAACAUUGCACCUUGAGUUGUUUUUUUUGUUUUGUUUUUUUUUGUUGAUGUUACAGAAAAAAGAAUGAGAGCAUAAACAUGCAGAGCUAUUAACUACAACAUACUCAUAAGUUGCUAGAGAUGACCCAUUAGUGGGAGUCAGAUUCAUGUAGAUUUGGUGCUAUUGUAUAAAGAAAAAAAUGUGAUCAUAUCUGGAAAUCUGUCACUUGUUUUUAGAAGUUUAUUUUAACUGGAAAGUAUUUUGCAAAAAGUUACAGAACAUUUGGUGCAGAUGUUUUCAUUUCAGCUUUUUUUAUUCAGUGCAGCUUCAGAGAUUUUAGCAACAGUGCGUGUCAGUUAUUAUCAGCAAUACUGCCUAAUAACCGAAUGGUUUGCUGCCUGAUUGUUUUUCUCUUAUUUUGUGAUGAAAAGAAAAAUAUGACUGUAGGUUUUCUGGGGACCUAUAAGCUGGCCAAAAUGGAAUAAAAAUCUAUGGUUCCAAAA